Molecule: messenger RNA, 1888 nt
Organism: Aplysia californica (California sea hare)
Lineage: Eukaryota; Metazoa; Mollusca; Gastropoda; Aplysiida; Aplysiidae
Product: outer dense fiber protein 3
Source: RefSeq, a predicted model, not a curated record
UAUUCCUCUGGGCAGAAAGACUCGGGUGAAAAGAAACGAGAGACUUUCUCUUUACACUCGCUCCGAAGAACACUCAGGGUAAACAGGGGCCGGUCGCUCCACAAAGCAAGUGUAUAUUUCCUCUUUCUUAGCGACUGUAGAUCUAGAGAAAGGCGUUCGGAGCGAUACGUUUGCCUUUUUCAAUGACAACUUUUCUCAACCAUUAUACGGAUUAGACCGAGUUUUAUUGUUUGACAUGAUCGGCGUGGUGCUGAAUAUUUUCGGGACUCCUGGCACGUAUGUGUGCGCGUGUUGCUAAUGGCAUUCUUCCGAUGUUGCUAAGAGGUAGUCCCAGGGCCCAAGUACACUCUUCCCCCCUUAAUCGGCACCAACAACCAUGACCCGACCAGAGAGAAGGCGCCAGGCUACUCAAUGGCUGGAAAACGAACAUGGGUUUCGCCUACGACUACGCCAAAUCCCCCGGCCCGAGCUACAACUACGGCAAUGCCACCUACAGCGGCGGACCAGCCUACACCAUGGGCAUGCGCACAAAGCGUCUGACCAACAAGACCGUAACGCCAGGACCCGACUACUACUUCCCGACAGUUAACGGCACCGCCUUCAGUUCGCCGAGGUUUUCCAUGGGCAUACGUCACCACGAAGAUGUCAUGCCUCUGGCUGACGUCAGCGAUUGAUGUUGUGUGACGCCAGUGGUUGUUGGGUUGACGCCAGGGACUGAUGUGGUGGUGACGUCGUGAUUUGUGUGAUGACGUCAGAGGUCAUCUGUUGUAUGAAUGAUACAGAAUGAUUUACCAGAAUGUGUGAACUGUUCCUAGUGAUAAUGUGUGCUUUGGGGCAUUGAAACAAAUGUCAUAUAACGGUACUGCACGGUUUGCAGGCUCCUAGAUGUGAAAUGCAGCUACAAUGAAGGGGCGCACUUGAUAGCUUAGUAUUUUCUCCACGGAGAUGCUUUUUUUCUUGCAAAGGGGGGGGGGGGAUAAUUUCAUGGGAGUGUUACACUUUUUUAGCAGACUAUUUGAAAUAAUGGUAGAACAACAUCGUGUUUCCAACUUACAAAGCGUUAUGAGACUUACACGCAGUCUUUAACAGACACGUCUACGCUGUAUGGACACUGUCAUGAGGCUCUUGAAUGUUUUGGCAACCGUCGUAGAAAUGAAAGUAGCCCACAGGAUUCAAGUUUCGCAAGGAAACAUGACCCUCCGGUUGAAAAGACUGCACCUUGCUGCAUCUGAAGGCCCGCGUUUUUUGCUCAAGCUUAUUUCUGUUUCGAGUUUCAAUGGCUUGACUAGAAACAAUUAUUUCACUUGGCCUUAUUAAAACAUAGCAAUCCUCAGUUUGCUCAUCUUGAACAAAAAGAAAGAUCUGCGUACGUCUUUCUAACGCCACACAGACAGAAAUCUAUGUACAAAAAUCUGACUUUAAUUUAACCUGUUCGUAUUUUUACACUUUGUUUUUUAUUUCGAUUGAUUUUUCAUGUGAAUUAUCGUGGUGCCAUUUUGUAUUUUUAUGUCGUGUUUGAGCACAAAUUUGAUAUGUUGUUUAUCACUUCCGUUUGAAAACACAUCUAAUUUCUUUUUUGAACUCCACCCUUAUAUUUCUUCUUUCAGAUCAAAUUUGCUUAUGAUUAAAAGCCAAUUAAGUUAAAUCGUACGUAGCUCCUCGCUGACUAUAUUAUACACCAGCCUUAAUCGUUCUGAUUGAAUCAUAGAAUCAUGGCAAGGGAGGGAAGGUCUGAAGGUAGCUAUUCUGUUACAAAAAAAUUCAGGCAGUGGAGAGAUACAAGUGAUAUGUUAAUUGUUUAUUAUUAGUCAGAAUAUUUGUUUCAUCGACGCAAUUGUGAGUUAAUUGUUUCGGAGUGGGAAGGGGCAGGGGAGGAAUCGGGGGGGGG